Paramecium pentaurelia is the source of this 705-nucleotide messenger RNA. NCBI's taxonomy places the organism in Eukaryota, Ciliophora, Oligohymenophorea, Peniculida, Parameciidae. The record is from the annotation of a GenBank genome assembly.
AUGAAUAAUUUAGUUGGAGGAAUCUAGAAAUAUAAAAUAUCCUAAAUGAAUUCUGAUCUCCCAUUCAUUUAGAAUAGAAAAUAAAUAAGAGCAAUAUCAUUACAACAAAUCUUUGAUAAAGUCAAAUCAAAUUGUAUUUAAGCUGAGUUUAAUCCCUCAAACCUCAAUAAUCUUAACAAUAUUCAUAAAAUUUCAUCAAAUAAGUAUUGAUUCAAUUUUAUUAGUUUGAACUGUGAUAAUCAUCCAUAAACUGAAAGAUUAGAUACUAAAUUAAGAUCUUAAUCAAUGACCAAUCGAUUAUAACGAUCAAAAGGGAGUGAAACAAUACUUACUUAAUUAGAUUCAAAGAAAACAGGUAAUACUAAACAUACUACACAUGUCUCAUAUAACUCAGACACUAAACUUUCAAAAUAAGGUAUUCAUCUAAAAAAAAUUGAAAAUAAUAGAUAAUUCAAUAAUGAUAAGAUUGCUUCUUUAAUUUAAAUAAAACUAAAUAGAUAAUCUGACAGUGAUUAAAAAUUUAAUAAUUUAAUGCAUUCAACAAAUAAUUUGUUAAGUCAAAUAAGUGAAAGAACCAAUCUUAAAAAAAUACAACCAACUAAAUAAAAUAAUAUAGAUAUUAUUAAAUCUGAUGGUCCAUUGUUGAGCUUUAGAUAAUUUGCUAAAUUAUAAGGAUUUAAAUUACCAUCUUUUUUGCAAAUGUGA